AUGAUGCCAGUAUUCGGCCCACCCCCCUCGCCGGUGGUAAUGGGACCGGCCCCACCACCAGCCACACAUCCACCACGUAAUCCCAUUUACAACAGCGUUUUUGGGGCGUUUUUGUCAGAGCAACAAAAACAAGCAGUUUCACCAUUACCGAGCCCCAACAGAAUGCCCUUUUCAAACUUCACCCUAGGGGGUCCUGAGAAUUCCGGAACCAAAGCGGAAGUAACGGGAAGUGAAAUUUCAAAGCCAGUAUUUGCUGCUCCCUCUGCCACACCAACACUGUGGCUGCAAACGGACACCGAUGUCGGGAUGCCUGCAGGUAUUGAUCGUGCCCUACCGGCUGUCAGAAUGGGAACCACGAACACGAGUUUCCCACCAGUGUUCACCACACAAAGACCGCAGACAGCCGGCGCCUCUGGUGGUGGGUUUCUGCUCGGUGCAGAUAGUGGCCCGACUCCAGCCAAAACAGGCGCUGGUUCUCCUGAAGCAGAUAUGAAUGCAUCGACAAGAAUGGUCUCACCAAAGCCUUCCAUCUUCACUAGUCCUCCCUUUUUGAAGGGGAAACCGUUGAUGCCUCAAAUCACGCAGAAACAUACGGGUGGUGACGCCUCAUCAACUUCGAUUCUUGGGGCGAAUAGGCCUUCGGUGUUUUCUUCCAAAAGGAAUUUCAGUUCGAUGGAAGUUUCCGGACGCUCCCCCACUCUAAAACCAGUGGUGGCCGGAGCCGGCUCUGUUUUUGCCGACGCGAAACGUGUGAGGGGUGAAACCCUCGAGUGUGGGAAAGGCGUGGACGCAGCGUGGUCCGCAUAUGGGCCACAACAAAACGGUGGAGGUACUUUUUCUGCUGCUGCGGUCCGAUCGCCGGCACCAACUGGCACUUCAGUAUCUCUUUUCAAUCGCAGUUCGCAGAUGCAGAAGCAGCACGGUGGCGGUAACACGGCAAAAAUCAUGAAGGUCGUACGUGUCUUUUCAUCGUUUAUGAUAAAUGUAAUGAACGCCGAUGAGGCACAGCGUGAAGUGGUGGAAGAGUUCAUCGAAGAGGCCUUCUUUGGCACAGUGGAAUCUCACGAUGUGGAUAAUUUUCCAGCAGCCCUACGGCAGUUACAGUCCGCAUGGAUCGCGCUAAAGGGAAGUCAGUCACAACUGAAGGGAGAGCGAUGGGUUGUGCUUUUUGCUCUCGGUUCUCACCUGAACGUUGUUACCCGAACCAUCCAAAAGGAGGAGGAAGUGAACGGUAACGAAGAGAAGGAAGGGACGAAGGUGUUAGGUGGAGCUGUUCGUCAUGAUAUUUGGAAUGUUUUGUCGGACAGCUGUACACACGCGAAUCUUUUGUGUGAGAUUUGUCUGCAGCUAUUCUCCAACCAGCGCGACAAUCACGUGCCUUACUGCAUCCUCCCUAUUGUACUACGUAGGGCACGUAGCGUAUUUGAACUCGCAUGUAACAAUGGCGUUUCCACGGUCCAGUCUAACAUGAGGUCUGUGCUUCUUAAACUUCAUCGGUACGUCCGCGUGGCACCACCGAAGCGACAGUUAUCCACUGUUGUCGAAAAACAGCGCGCCGUUGCAUUCGCCGCACUACUCAGUGAAAUGAUGCUUUACGGAUCUGCCCCACCAGAGAGCAGCGCCUUCGUUGAGGCCUUUCAUCAGCAUUGUAUGGACGCGGUAAAAAUUAGGUGCGCGUUAUACCGCCAUUGUGCUGAUAACCUUCUACAAGAACCUCUUACUGAUUCCAUUAUCGUUCAAGCGAUGGAACUUUUGGCACGCGCCUUUGUUAUUGUUGAUGAUGAAGCUAUAGAAAAUAAGCGAAUGUUGUUUGUGAAGCUCACAGCCUGUGCGUUGGCACUGGGUCGCGUUCCAGUUGCUGAUUUCCAGCAAGCAUUUGUUGCUACUGGUCUUGAAGAUUUGAUCGUUGCUGUGCGUAGUUGCAACAUUCGUCUCUUUAAUGUUGCAAUGAGGAACAAUUCAGAGCUUUACGUGCGGUGUGGUAUCCACAAUGUAUUGCAGUUUGUGUCAAAGCGUAUAUCACUUCUGAUGGUUGUGAAGUAUUAUUCAACGUGUUUCUCUGAUCGCAUUCAAGUGCAGGAUAUGAUUGAUUAUUACCAGCUGCCGUACAAUGUUUCGGAAGGGUGCAAUGUGUGGUUACUUCCUCUUCUGGUCGAGAAACGUAUAAAUGGUGUGAUCGAAAGUGGUGUUCUCAUUCUCAGUAACGCGAAUCCGUUUGACGACUACAGUAAGGAUGCAAUUCGCGCUUUCGUUGAAUAA
Molecule: messenger RNA, 2259 nt
Organism: Trypanosoma brucei brucei TREU927
Lineage: Eukaryota; Euglenozoa; Kinetoplastea; Trypanosomatida; Trypanosomatidae
Exons: 1
Coding region: 1-2259 (752 amino acids)
Biological process (GO): transcription elongation by RNA polymerase II; post-transcriptional tethering of RNA polymerase II gene DNA at nuclear periphery; poly(A)+ mRNA export from nucleus
Cellular component (GO): transcription export complex 2
Molecular function (GO): double-stranded DNA binding; RNA binding
Source: RefSeq, a predicted model, not a curated record